UAAAAGAGAAGCUACUCCGAACCGUUGCUGUGGCGUAUGACUUACUCUUAAAAUCUGGUAUCAUCCUGGUUUGUGCUGCUGUUUUUACUUAGUUGUUUUUUUUUAGAUUAUCUGGUAAUGUAAUCUCUUAUUUAUACUUUUUAGAAUUUAUCAGUGGAGGACAGGGAUAAGCAUAAAAAAGUGCGUGGCGUCCCGAGUCCGGAAUCGCCGCUGCUCUUUUUGUAGUUAGCAUUAGCAGCACUGUGGCCCAGGCCAGCUACUUCCUGGAGACGAGGCUCUUUUAAGGCUUCGCUUUUCGCUUGUUUUUGAUAUAAUUGAGGGAUAAUGGCUUGUGGGGCUACUUUGAAACGUACUCUGGAUUUUGACCCGUUAAUGAGCCAGGCUUCCCCGAAAAGGAGGAGAUGUGCGCCGGUCAUGUCGCCGGUAUCUUCCCCACAGAAAUAUCUGCGUCUGGAACCGUCGCCUUUCGGAGAGGUCUCGUCUAGACUGACCACAGAACAAAUUCUACACAACAUAAAACAGGAGUACAAACGCCUUCAGAAACGUCGACACUUGGACAGCGCCUUCCAGCAGACAGACAGCUGCUGUCCUCUGGAUCUGCAGACCAGCCAGGCUGGCUCUCCUUUACCAGGUACCUCUUCAGAUGCCUCAUCUCCCACCAGGAGGGAGCAGCCACUAUUUUCCCUCAGACAGGUUGGGAUGAUCUGCGAGAGACUACUGAAGGAGAAGGAGGACAAAAUCCGAGAGGAAUACGACGAGAUUCUGACGACAAAACUUGCUGAGCAAUACGAUGCGUUCGUCAAGUUCACACAUGACCAGCUGAUGCGAAGGUUUGGAGAGCAGCCUGCGAGUUAUGUCUCCUGAGUCCUGCUUUCUAAUCUCGGGAUAUUCCUUUAGGGACUUGGUGGAUCUCAUUGGACUUUUGCUGUGCCAUAUUGCCUCUCUGUGGACUCACUGCCUCAGGCAUCAGUCACUGGCAACAACAUUUGCUGUUGCUCAGAGGGUCCAGGAGAGUUUCGUGCUGCCAACAUGUCUCAGAGACUACCAGUGACCUCUUGACUGCUGUGUUGCAUCUGGCUUUCCUCUAAUGCCUUCAUAAAAGGCUGUCAUCACACACUCUGCCUUUUUUUAUUUAACUUUUUUAUUUCUUUCGUGUUAUUUCACCAAGGUUGUGAAAUAACAUCCUUGGUGUUAUUUCACCAAGGAUGAAAUAACACCAUCUUUGGUGUUAGUUCAUCCUGUAUACAGCUUUUCUGUAUACAUUUUUUAAAGGGAUUGGAGACCGAAUAGUGGCAGGAAGGCAGCUCUCUGACUGGGCUUGAGUUUCAACAGUUGUCUUGGCUUUCUUCAACAUUGUAUAAAGUGUUCUGGUUAUUACUGCUUUUAGAUUUGUACAUUUGUAUACACUGUAUUUCAUUUGUUUCUUUAACAUUUUUUGGCUUGACUUUGUUUACUGUAUUCCAAUGUUAAGAAUUUUGUUUGUUGUAGGUUUAAAGGGGCUUUGAUUCAAAUGUAAUGAAUAAAAACUUGGCACAAAGAUGUU
Poeciliopsis prolifica (blackstripe livebearer) is the source of this 1543-nucleotide messenger RNA. RefSeq names its product akirin 2 (gene akirin2). Gene Ontology annotation, biological process: positive regulation of innate immune response; positive regulation of transcription by RNA polymerase II. The transcript has 5 exons. The record is from RefSeq and is a predicted model, not a curated record. Gene Ontology annotation, cellular component: chromatin; nucleus. Bases 325 to 864 code for a protein of 179 amino acids. Lineage: Eukaryota; Metazoa; Chordata; Actinopteri; Cyprinodontiformes; Poeciliidae. Gene Ontology annotation, molecular function: transcription coregulator activity.